Molecule: messenger RNA, 2142 nt
Organism: Solanum verrucosum
Lineage: Eukaryota; Viridiplantae; Streptophyta; Magnoliopsida; Solanales; Solanaceae
Product: cyclin-dependent kinase C-2 C-like
Exons: 9
Coding region: 44-2080 (678 amino acids)
Biological process (GO): protein phosphorylation; positive regulation of transcription elongation by RNA polymerase II
Cellular component (GO): nucleus; cyclin-dependent protein kinase holoenzyme complex
Molecular function (GO): cyclin-dependent protein serine/threonine kinase activity; ATP binding; RNA polymerase II CTD heptapeptide repeat kinase activity
Source: RefSeq, a predicted model, not a curated record
CCCAUCAAAGAUUUUUUAUUCCUUUAAUGGGUUUUGGGGGGACAUGGGUUGUGUCAGCUCCAAGCAGGCCAGAGCCCAUUCUCCGCCCCCACGACGCAAUUCUUCUCUAACAACUCCUGUUAUUAUUAAUGCUGAUAUUACUGAACACAAUGUGCACCAUGUCAAGGCUGGAUUUGCACCUCUGGAGAAGAUCAAAGAGGAACCCGAAAAGGAGAAGAAGACCGAAUCGUUAAUCCAACGAAGCUCCUCCAAUUCUAAGGCUUCGAAAAAGGGAAAUUCGGAUAAAAAGGCUAAUUUUAGUAUCAAAUUUGGAAGGCUAAAUGAAGGAGAACAUUUGGCUGCAGGAUGGCCUGUUUGGCUAACCGCCAUUGCCUCUGAAGCUAUUGAGGGAUGGAUGCCCCUUAAAUCAGAUGCCUUUCAGAAAUUAGAAAAGAUUGGACAAGGGACAUACAGCAGUGUUUAUUGUGCACGUGAUGUCGAAACUGGUAAAAUGGUUGCCCUGAAGAAGGUGAAAUUUGACAAUUUCCAGCCAGAAAGUGUCAGAUUUAUGGCUCGAGAAAUAACAGUUCUACGCAAACUUGACCAUCCAAAUGUCAUGAAGCUGUUGGGAAUAGUUACUUCUCGGUUAUCAUGCUGCAUAUACCUUGUUUUUGAAUACAUGGAACAUGACCUCUCUGGACUGUUGUCAUGUCCUGAUGUCAAGUUCACCGAUUCACAGAUUAAAUACUAUAUGCAGCAGCUGUUGAGUGGACUAGAGCAUUGUCAUUCCCGAGGUAUAAUGCAUCGGGAUAUUAAAGCUUCCAAUGUUUUGGUAAACAAUAAAGGAAUUUUAAAAAUAGCAGAUUUUGGUCUAGCAAAUUUCCUUAGUGCUAGGCACAAACAACCACUAACAAGCCGUGUGGUGACUUUAUGGUAUCGACCUCCUGAACUUCUCUUGGGAUCAACAAGUUAUGGGCUAACGGUGGAUUUGUGGAGUGCUGGUUGUGUUUUUGCAGAACUGUUCUUUGGGAGGCCUUUCUUAAAAGGGAGGACUGAGGUUGAACAAUUGCAUAAAAUCUUCAAACUAUGUGGUUCUCCAUCUGAGGAUUACUGGAAAAAAUCUAGACUUCCACUAGCAACUAUUUUUAAACCUCAACAUCCUUAUGAGAGUGUGCUUCGAGAUAGAUGUAAAGAAUUACCAAAAACUGCUGUCAACCUUAUAGAAACGCUUCUUUCAAUUGAUCCUCAUAAACGUGGAGCUGCUUCAUCUGCUCUUGAUUCUGUGUAUUUCAAUACAAAGCCUUACGCAUGUACGCCGUCAAGUUUGCCUAAGUAUCCACCGAACAAGGAAAUUGAUGCAAAGUUCCGAGAAGAAGCAAGGAGAAAGAGGGCCAGUUCCACAGUGAGAGCAUCUGGAGCUUCAAGAAAUUCAAGAAAGGUGCAAAAGUCGCUUCAAGAAUCGAGAAACUUUGGCAUAGUCUCAACAGAGGAUGCUGAAGCUAAUAUCCAUAAUGCUCGUCGAAACAUUGGUGGUAGUGGCCAUAUUUCUAAAGGAAAAGGAGCUACUGUGGCACGCAUAUCAAUGAAACCAUCUUAUGAUACAGUGUCAGAGGCUUCUCAGACGACCGAAGAAUCUCAAGGAGAAAGCAUCCGAUCUCUCCCUGCGCAAACAGCUUCAAGUGGCACUGCAUGGGCCAAAAUGAGAACGCAAGAUUCUGCAGCCUCAAGGCCCCAUCCACAGGCCAACUCAAAAAGUCAAAAGUUGAUUGCCUUUGACACAUCUAGUGUACUACACUCAGCCGAUACCUUGGAUUUAAACAUGCCAGGUAAUAAUGACUUUUCGAGCAGGAUCAACAAUGAAGCCAGAGGCUGCAAUAAUGAUGCAAAGCAUUCUAUUAGCAGGCAAUACACUCAUCAUGAGCAACGAGAUUCUUUUGGAUCAUCUGAUAUACACCAGUCUCAGGAGAUAUCAGAGGACUAUAAUGGCCGACAAAGAAGGGUUGUGUUCUCAGGACCAUUGAUACAUCAGAGGAGUGAUCCAAACCAGGAUUAUCAAACGCACCAAGAUGGUCGCAGAUCUCGGUUUUAUAAAGAUUUGUAAUGAGAGUGAUCUGGAAGUGCAUCCUGCAUCCCUUAGCCAGUGAAGUGACUCUGAAGAAAUGA